Molecule: messenger RNA, 1065 nt
Organism: Wallemia ichthyophaga EXF-994
Lineage: Eukaryota; Fungi; Basidiomycota; Wallemiomycetes; Wallemiales; Wallemiaceae
Product: GPI-anchor transamidase
Exons: 3
Coding region: 1-1065 (354 amino acids)
Biological process (GO): protein localization to cell surface; attachment of GPI anchor to protein; proteolysis
Cellular component (GO): GPI-anchor transamidase complex
Molecular function (GO): GPI-anchor transamidase activity
Source: RefSeq, a predicted model, not a curated record
AUGAGGGUGCUGUCAGCCUGCCUCGUCAGCGGGAACAGCGAUGGACAUACGAAUAAUUGGGCCAUACUCGUAUCCGCGUCUAGAUAUUGGUUCAAUUACAGACACUUAGCUAAUGCACUGGGAAUGUACCGUGCUAUCCGUCGACUCGGGAUCCCAGACAGCAACAUAAUCCUCAUGCUGCCAGAUGACAUCAGCUGCAAUGCGCGCAACCGCUACCCGGGGUCUGUGUACGCGCACAAAGAUCACAGAAUGGAUCUCUAUGGCGAGCGUGUCGAGGUUGAUUACCGGGGAUACGAAGUGACAGUGGAGAAUUUCCUUCGUGUGCUAACAGGAAGACACGAGGAGCACACACCAUCGAGUAAACGGCUUCUAAGUGACGAAAACUCAAAUGUUCUUCUCUAUCUCACCGGACAUGGUGGAGAUGAGUUUCUCAAGUUCCAGGACACAGAGGAGCUAAAUAGCCAGGAUAUUGCAGAUGCAGUUGAACAGAUGAGACUUAAGAAGAGAUACAACAAAAUGCUCUUUAUUAGCGAUACUUGCCAAGCUGCGACAUUGGCAAAUAGCCUCUAUUCACAGGAUGUGCUAGCUAUUGGCAGCUCAGUCAAGGGUCAAAACAGCUACAGUCAUCACACUGAUAAACAAAUUGGCGUAGGCGUCAUUGAGGGAUUUACACAUUUCACUCUCAAUGCUCUCAGCGAUAUAGACAGCCAUUCGCAGUUGACGCUUGCGGAUUUCAUCGACAGUUUUGACAGAAGUAAGAUUAAAUCGACACCAGGUGUCAGGAGCGAUCUGUUUGGUAGCUUGGACGACAGUCUGCUGACGGAUUUCUUUGCUGGGAAUAUCGACGUCGAUGUGCUUUCACCGGAGACUGAACAUUGUAUGCAACACGCGGAGCAAGAAAGGCAGAAUGUGGAUGUGGAUGCAGAAUCAUCUUCUCAUACUCCGGCUUCUGCUCACAAUAUACCUAACGAACCUAGCACACCCAACACACAAAAUCAAAACGCGGUAUAUCUUCUCAUUUGUAUAAUAAGCCUAAGUAUCUCAGUCGGUUUGGGACUGCGUUGA